Molecule: messenger RNA, 2397 nt
Organism: Sporothrix brasiliensis 5110
Lineage: Eukaryota; Fungi; Ascomycota; Sordariomycetes; Ophiostomatales; Ophiostomataceae
Product: het domain containing protein
Exons: 1
Coding region: 1-2397 (798 amino acids)
Source: RefSeq, a predicted model, not a curated record
AUGCGCUUGAUCAACACAAAAACACUUGAGCUCGAAGAGCACUUCAACAACAUCCCUCCGUAUGCGAUUCUGUCGCAUACGUGGGGCGUUGGAGAGGUGACCUUCUCAGACUGGCGGGAGGGCCUAGAAACAGCCCGUAAGAAGGAAGGUUUCCGCAAGAUCGAGCUGGCCUGCCAACAGGCAGCAUGUGACGGAUAUGAUCACGCCUGGGUCGACACGAACUGCAUCGACAAGACAAGCAGCUCCGAGCUUUCCGAGGCGAUCAACUCCAUGUUCGCGUGGUAUCGUGAUGCAGAAGUCUGUUACGUCUUCAUGAAGGAUGUCGUCGUUCCGGGCGAGGACGGCAAUCCCAUGCCCUUGGUGACGCCAGGCGAGACACCACCGCCGCCUCCUGGCGGGCUCAAGAAGUAUCUCGCGGACCCGACGGUGCGCCGUGCCUUCAAGUCGAGUGCCUGGUUCACGCGCGGCUGGACGCUUCAAGAGCUGCUUGCCCCGGCCAAGGUGCUCUUCUUCUCGUACGAGUGGCUGCCCCUGGCUACCAAGGAAACGGAAGGAUCGCUCAUUAGCGACAUCACUGACAUCGACCGCACCUAUAUCAAGCGUCCCGACUAUGUCUCCACCGCGAGUGUUGCACGGCGCAUGUCCUGGAUGGCAAAGCGGCGCACGACGCGUAUUGAGGACACGGCAUAUUGCCUGCUGGGACUCUUUGGCAUUCACAUGGCGCUGCUCUAUGGCGAGGGCCACCGCGCCUUCCUUCGACUCCAAGAGGAAAUCAUCCGCGUGUCCGACGACCAGACCAUCUUUUGCUGGCAAGCCACCAAGAUGGGACUCCUGCCGCCGCCAUCUCUGUCCAAUACAGAGGACAUGGUGCCGGCACCAGCUGGAACGGGGAACGCCACGUCGACAAGCUCGAUCCAGCAAGACACGCAUCGCCAGGCCGAACUAGAGCAAUGGACCAGCAUCUUGGCACCGCACCCAAAGGUCUUCCGCGAUUCGGCUCUGUACUUUGCUGAGUUUGGCAACGCGGGAGGCGGUGGAGGCACUAUGGGCGGCUGGAACAGCGGCGGCAGCAUGUCCGGUAGCGUCGGGAGCCUAGGCACAUCGAGUGGUGCCAAUGCGUCGUCACACGCAUCGGAGAUCGGCCCAUACUCCAUUACAAACUUCGGCCUGAGCAUCUCCCUCCCGCUGCUGUACACUGCAAAAGGUGCAUGUGCCGUUCUGGACGUUGGCUACCGCCGCACAUCCAGCGACCGGGCGUCUCGUGUCGUUAUCCCGCUGCAUCGUGUCCGAAACGGUCACUACAUCCGCCUGUCCACCCAGCUCCUCAUCAUGCAGAUACCGGCAGCACUGACUGCAACACGCACGCAGAUUUUUGUCGACUGCCGCAACGCCCAGUCCCGCGGUAUCUCUCUGCUGCUGGGCCAGCGCAUCACCGCGCGUUCCAUCAAUAUGGUUGGCGGGGCGGGUAGCAAGCACCAACCACAGCCAGUGUUGUUUUUGACUUUCAACCGCCCCGUGGACCUCGAUCGAACGCCGCUGGCCGCGUCGGACAUGGACUUUGUGCCUUUCCACAGCGCCAUUGAGGUCAGCACCCACCGUCCAGGCACACAAAGCGCCGUGAUUCUCUCCGGGAAAGCUACUGCUGCAGGUGGCAACAACGGCUAUGGUAACGGCAAGGCGGGGUCGGCCAUGACAGAGUCGUUCCACCUCCUUGUGGGUGCCCGUGCCAAUCAUGCGUCCUUCAGAGGCACCGCCGGCCCUCUGGUUGACUUUCCCGGCUCAGGUCGCAGCGGCGGCAGCGCAGCUACCAAGAAACAACGUGGCAUCUUGCCACACAGCUCGUCGUCAUCGACUUCCAUGUCUUCAUCAACCCCCGGAACCCCAACGUCUGCAUCCACGGCGACUCCUGGGUUGGGCAUCUCGGACGACCAGAUCAGCAUGGACUGGCACGCCGACAUAUGGGCGCGACCGCCCCCAACGUUGAGCAUAUCCACGAGAGCUUCAGGCGAGUCCGCGGCUCUCCAGCCACUUAUCAGCCGCUUGUCGGCUGACUAUUUUGGAUCGUGGUGCACGUCGCCUGCCCUCUGCAAUGUAUUGUCGUGGCGGUAUUCAGCCAACGGCGCAUUGGUGGUGUAUUUUGAACUGGGCGAGCUGUAUAGCUCCGGUUCCAGUGACGAACCUGAAAGGAGCGACGGGAGUGAGCGUUCUGGCACACCAAAAAUGCAGAACGGCGACGACGACGAACGGCUUCGCUUCAGCCACUUGCGGCGGUCGCCGACAUCGACUUCGUCAAUGCAGCAGCUGUUCGAUAUGAUGACGCCGCCGUUGGCCUCAACGCCACCCAAAAUGACAGUUGCGGCACGGGACGCACCGGUUUCGAUAAUGUGGAAUAGAUAG